CAAUUAUUUUGCACAGAUAUUUGUUUGUGCUCUCGUAGAUCAACAUCAACUGCUGCUAUCACAGAUUCGAAUAUCAACGGCAUCUUCACACAUCUUAAAGCACACAAACAGUUCCAACCUUCACCACUUGAAACGUUUCUAAAGUGAUGAUGAAUGAGUUUAAGUUAGGAAACUACCUUCCCUCUGCGGUUUUAAACAUACCAUAAUAUUUGUGUCACCUAUCAAAUUGCAUUUUUAUCUACAAGUUCAAUAUAAUCCAUUUAUAAAUUAUUUUUUAAAUCUUGAAUUAUUCGAAUUACUAUAUAAUAUAAAGGGAGUUUAUAUUAGAAAAAAUUUAAUCUUGACUCUCUUUUCAUCAUUUGUGAUCACUGACAGGUCCCUCCCCUGCCAACUCCCACAGGCAAAAAAUGGCAGACCAAACUACUCCCCUCCUCCGCCGCAACUGGUGGCGCAGCCGCCUUUCCUCCCUUCCAUUCACCGGCUCUCUCCGCCUGAAAACCUCCUUACUCUCCGAACUUGGUGGCUCCGUCGGCGAUUUAGGCACCUACAUCCCCAUUGUCUUAGCACUCACAUUAGUCAGCAAUCUUGACCUCAGCACUACCCUUAUCUUCACUGCAUUCUAUAACAUCAUCACCGGUGCAAUUUUCGGAAUCCCUAUGCCUGUUCAGCCCAUGAAAUCUAUUGCUGCCGUCGCCGUCUCUGAAAUACCUCAUCUCACUGUUCCCCAAAUCGCCGCCGCCGGAAUAUGCACCGCCGGCACACUUUUAUUCCUCGGAGUCACCGGACUCAUGUCCUUCUUCUACCGCUUUAUUCCCCUCCCUGUUGUUCGCGGAGUUCAGCUUUCUCAGGGCCUCGCUUUUGCCUUCUCUGCUAUCAAAUACAUCCGUUAUAACCAAGAUUUUACCUCUACAAAGGCUAGCGCCACCUCCCCACGUUCGUGGCUUGGCCUUGACGGCGUUAUUCUGGCUCUCACUUGUGUGUCUUUUCUUAUACUCGUAACCGGCUCCGGCGAAGUUGUUGAGGACGAUGAAGAUGAAGACAGGAACGAUCGGCGUAGAGUUCGGCGUAGAUUACGAACACUAUCAGCAAUCCCGGCAGCUCUUAUAGUGUUUUUACUGGGAUUGAUCCUCUGUUUUGUUCGUGAUCCUUCAAUCAUUCACGAUAUUAAAUUUGGCCCAUCAAAAAUUCACAUUUUGAAAAUCACAUGGGAAGAUUGGAAAACCGGAUUUCUCCGGGGAGCGAUUCCUCAGAUUCCGUUAUCCGUAUUGAAUUCGGUGAUCGCUGUGUGUAAAUUGUCAGCUGAUUUGUUCCCGGAGAAGGAAGUGUCUGCUACUAGAGUCUCCGUGAGUGUUGGGUUAAUGAAUUUGGUUGGUUCUUGGUUUGGGGCAAUGCCGUGUUGCCACGGGGCAGGGGGGCUAGCUGGACAGUACAGAUUUGGUGGGAGGAGUGGUGCAUCGGUGGCGUUUCUUGGAUUGGGGAAAUUGGUUCUUGGUUUGGUAUUUGGGAGUUCAUUUGUGAGGAUUUUGAAUCAGUUUCCUAUUGGGAUACUAGGGGUGCUUCUGUUGUUCGCUGGGAUUGAAUUGGCUAUGGCUUCAAGGGAUAUGAACUCAAAGGAAGAAUCUUUUGUUAUGUUGGUUUGUGCUGCUGUUUCAUUGACGGGGUCCAGUGCAGCAUUGGGAUUUGGGUGUGGUAUUGUGCUGUUUUUGCUGCUGAAAUUGAGGGAAUUGGACUGCUUUGAUAGUUGCUUUGGGAGAUCAAACGAUGAAACUAGUCUCAAUCCAUAACAUGUUUCAGAAGACAUUAUUUAUGUUCAUUUGCUAACUUUGUAUAUCUAUUCCUAGCAUGAUUGUAUCAGUACAAAAUUGCUUAUCCUUCAUAAGCUAUAUAUAUAUCUUUGAUAAAAUCAACCAAAACAAGAGAAAAGAUUAUGUAUUUCUUCGA
This is a messenger RNA of Solanum tuberosum (potato), 1941 nucleotides long. Its product is annotated as molybdate transporter 2. Gene Ontology annotation, biological process: molybdate ion transport. NCBI's taxonomy places the organism in Eukaryota, Viridiplantae, Streptophyta, Magnoliopsida, Solanales, Solanaceae. The record is from RefSeq and is a predicted model, not a curated record. Gene Ontology annotation, molecular function: molybdate ion transmembrane transporter activity. Bases 408 to 1784 code for a protein of 458 amino acids. The transcript has a single exon.